UCAUCCACUGCGCUAUGCUGUCGUCAUCAGCACACAUAGGAAGUAAUGAUCGGCUGUGUGGACAACGCAAAAGGAGCAAAAGGAGCCGAGGAAGGAAGCGACACAGUAAUAAUGACAUCUGAGCCCCUACCGCCAGCGGACUGAGAGCAGAACAUCCCACAUCUGAGGUGACUCCCGGCCUCCGUCCUCCAUGCCUGCUGCGCCAGGCUCCUCUCAACUGGGACAGAAUGAGUCUAUGAGCCCACUUCGCAUCUCUGUAGGAGGCCUCCCCAUGUUGGCUUCCAUGGCCAACACCACUGACCCUCGUUUCCGCCUGAAGUGGAGGCCCAUUGUGGUGGUGGCCAUCUCCUUGACCAUAAUCCUGCUGCUUGUCAUGCACUUGGGUUCAGGGCUGCGCUACCACACUUACAGCUCACAUAGCUGGAGACCCAGCCAUGGUGACGCCCAGCGGACAGACUCCCAAUACAAUGACACCUACCCUCUCAGUCCGCCUGAGCGCACGGCACAGGGCACGCGCUACCGCAUUGCGGUCAUUGCCGACCUGGACACGAGCUCUCGUAGUGACAAGAAGCUGACAUGGUUCAGCUACAUGCGGCGGGGAUACCUGCUGGUGUCACAGAGUGGUGACAAGGUGGCUGUUGAAUGGGACAUGGACAGAGUGGUGCUGGAAAGCCACUUGUCAGAGAAAGGCAGGGGUAUGGAGCUGUCUGAGUUGGUGGUGUUCAACGGCAAGCUGUACAGCGUCGACGACAGAACUGGUAUAGUCUAUCAUAUCGACAAAGACAAGGCUGUACCCUGGGUUAUCUUGACGGAUGGUGAUGGUAGUGUUGCCAAAGGGUUCAAAGCUGAGUGGAUGGCAGUGAAGGACGAGCACUUGUACGUCGGUGGUCUGGGCAAAGAGUGGACCACUACUGAAGGCGAGUUCGUCAACAAUAACCCAGAGUGGGUGAAAGUGGUGGGCUUCAGAGGGGAUGUACAACACGAGAACUGGGUUCCAAAAUACAAAGCUCUGAAGUCUGCUGCAGGAAUAGAGCCACCAGGUUAUUUCAUCCAUGAGUCAGCAGCAUGGAGCGACACUUUGCAGCGCUGGUUCUUCCUCCCUCGCCGUGCCAGCAUGGAGCGCUAUGCGGAAACAGCAGACGAGCGCCGUGCCACGAACCUUGUCCUCAGCUGCUCGCCAGAUUUCGAACACAUCCUAGUCAGUCGAGUGGGUCCUCUUAACCCCACCCACGGUUUCUCAUCUUUCAAGUUUGUCCCUAACACAGACGACCAAAUCAUUCUGGCACUCAAGUCAGAGGAAGAUGCGGGAAAGAUUGCUACAUACAUCAUGGCCUUCACGCUCGAUGGGCGCAUCCUUUUACCCGAAACCAAGAUUGGGGAUGUGAAAUACGAGGGCCUGGAGUUCGUCUAGAGGGCUCCGAAAAAGAGAGACUCAUCCUGGAAGCCACUGCACUGUGUUUCUUGUUUGUUUACAAUUCAGUCACUGUUGAACUUACUGAACUCACUGCUUCCUCGUUGAUUUUGGAAAUCACAACUCGCCUUUAUUACAAACAGAAGAACUGAAGGGUGAGACUGUAAAAUACAGUCCUGUUUUAAGAACGUGCAAGUCAGAGCAAACAAUGCCAGCAUGUGUUGGAGUAAAUCAUCUUCUUCCCAGGCCAAAUGUGGGUUUCAACAGUGCUGUAGCCUUUCUUAUAAUGAAUGUACAAUCAGACUGUGAUUAUUUUUCAUAAAAGAUGCAUUUUCAUGCACAUACUGUACACUCUCUGAAGAAUAAAAGUUUUUAUCCCUUUG
This is a messenger RNA of Acanthochromis polyacanthus (spiny chromis), 1794 nucleotides long. RefSeq names its product calcium activated nucleotidase 1a (gene cant1a). The transcript has 4 exons. NCBI's taxonomy places the organism in Eukaryota, Metazoa, Chordata, Actinopteri, Pomacentridae. Bases 191 to 1411 code for a protein of 406 amino acids. Gene Ontology annotation, molecular function: GDP phosphatase activity; UDP phosphatase activity; calcium ion binding. The record is from RefSeq and is a predicted model, not a curated record. Gene Ontology annotation, biological process: proteoglycan biosynthetic process.